Mytilinidion resinicola is the source of this 804-nucleotide messenger RNA. RefSeq lists its product as uncharacterized. The transcript is spliced from 2 exons. NCBI's taxonomy places the organism in Eukaryota, Fungi, Ascomycota, Dothideomycetes, Mytilinidiales, Mytilinidiaceae. The record is from RefSeq and is a predicted model, not a curated record. The coding region runs from base 1 to 804 and encodes 267 amino acids.
AUGCACGCGAUUCAGGGCAUGCCGGAUGUCAUAAUUGUUAAUCUUCCUUUUUGGAUUGGCCUGCAUGCGCCAAAGUAUCCGAAUUUCACAAAGCUUCGACCAUUAGGUCAGAUUGAAGCGCUUGUGAUAGGCUUACCAUGCACCACUCGCUAUACAAGAACCGCGGACUCUCCUGGGGAUUGGGCAAGGUCUGCAGUCCGUCGCAAAGUUUGCAUUAGUAACGACGUGCCGUCCCACCCAAAGUGGCGCGCGCAGGCGACUUGGAGGCGUCUUCUAGAAGGCUUCUGGAAGAAAACUCGGGCGAGCUUAUCUCAACCCACCCGCGAGGCGCGCUACAUUUCCCUCUGUCGCCGUCUCAAGACUCCCAACACCGACAAGAGACGCGACGUGGAGGUCUUGCGCCCUUACAGUUGGUCCGACAUCGCCGCCAUCCCACGAGGCCGCGCCAACGCCAUGAUGGCGCAUCGCAGCAUCCACCCGCCGGUGGUCACGGCCCUGGAGCAGUGCGUCACAUCCCUCCAUUCCAACAGCCCGUGCUACGACGUCCAGAAAAGACCGCAAGCUACGGCCCACAAGGCGGACAGCAGGCCAUGCUCCCCAGGCCAUGCUCCCCGCAGCGCCGUGACCACGGGAGACGGCCCCUCUGGAGUCGUUCCGCAGGGAAGCAUUAGAAAUGCAACGAUGCAGCGUCGUUGGCUACCGACGACGACGAAGUAUGCAAAGAAGCCUCGGCAUCCCGACAGUUCCAUACCAUACGAGGAGUCCGGUCCGGUCCGCUACUGGGAGAUGGCUUAUUGGACUUGA